AUGGCUGGUACGCGCGGGGCGAGCGCGGCGGGGGAGGCAGCGAUGAGGGCGGUGCAGGCGGUGAGGGGCGAGGUGGCAGCGCUGCAGCGGGAAGUGGCGUCCGUGCGGGAGAGGGGCGAGGCGGCAGCGCGGAAGCACAGCCUGGCGGACGAGGUGACCGCACUGCGGGGGGAGGUAGCAGCGGCGUGGGAGCUGGCAGCAGUGGGGAGGAGCGACGUGCAGCGGCUGACGGGCGAGGUGGCGGACUUGAAGAGAGACCUGGCGGCCGUGAAGGCGGUGCUUUGCAGCAAGGAGGAGGAGAAAAGGGACAUGUGGCACGUGAGUGCAUGCUUACCCGUCACGUCCUCCUCUUUGACCUCUUACCCUGCGUUCCCUCUUACCCUGCGUUCCCUCCUACCCUGCGUUCCCUCUUACCCUGCGUUCCCUCUUACCCCUGCGUUCCCUCUUACCCUGCGUUCCCUCUUACCCUGCGUUCCCUCCUACCCUGCGUUCCCUCUUACCCUGCGUUCCCUCUCACCCUGCGUUCCCUCUUACCCUGCGUUCCCUCUUACCCUGCGUUCCCUCUUACCCUGCGUUCCCUCUUACCCUGCGUUCCCUCUCACCCUGCGUUCCCUCUCACCCCACAUUUCCUCUCCGCAGAAAAUCCUGGCAGCAUCGGAGGAGGCGAAGCUAGUGCUACGCAACGAGCCAUACCUAACAGACGUAGUGCUGGCACACGUGGCCGCCAUGACUCAGCUCUCCACCGUCAACCUUGCCGACUCCUACCCCAUCACCACCCACGGCCUUCAGCAGCUCUACGCCCUGCCAAGCCUCACCUGCCUCGACCUCACCGGCUCAAGAUUGGGGGAGGAGAACGACAGGGCAAUCUCCCUGGAGGGCAUUGGCGCAGCGAGCUGUCUCCAGGCGCUCGUAUUGGAUGAGACCAUGGUGGGGGACUCUGAUCUGCUGCACAUCACUGCGCUCACAUCGCUCAGAACCCUCUCCCUUAAUAACGGUGACUGCCUGACCCAGGCUUCCAUGCUGCAUGUGGGCCGGUUGACGGGGCUACAGAAUCUUACCCUGGGCGGGUGUAGCGAGAUGGGAGACAAUGUGCUGCCGCUGCUGGCCGGCCUGCGCCACCUCACCUCAAUCUCCAUGCCUCGUGGGGUCACUGAUGCCGGCCUGAUCAACUUGCCCACGCAUCCGUUGCUGCAGAAACUGUCGCUGUUUGCCUGCCCGGGCGUCACCUCUGCCGGCAUGCUGCAUGUGGGGCGCCUCACCAGCCUCCAGGAGCUUGUUCUCCUCUGCACGCACGUCGCAGACCAAGGGCUGCACCACCUCACAUCGCUCACCAACCUGCGCUCGCUCGUACUGCCGCUCCUUGUUACAGACGCCGGCAUGGUGCAUCUGGGGCGUCUCACGGGACUGCAGAAGCUGAGUCUGGCGCAUACUAUGGUGGGGGACCAUGGGCUGCGGCAGCUCACGGCGCGUGUUUUUUGA
Closterium sp. Yama58-4 is the source of this 1479-nucleotide messenger RNA. The record is from the annotation of a GenBank genome assembly. NCBI's taxonomy places the organism in Eukaryota, Viridiplantae, Streptophyta, Zygnematophyceae, Desmidiales, Closteriaceae.